AAUCGGCUGUGGAGGGACUUCACCACCUCUUCUCCUUCAUGCAGCUGCUAAAAUCCAAAAUGCUGGUGAAGCACGGUGCAGAGUAUCGGCAGAUCCUCAAGGACAGUCAAACUGAGAGAGCCUUCUGGGUCACCAACAUCAGCAAUAUCACAUCGCUGUUUGGGAAGUACUUCAACCCAUCCGAGAGCAUGGACUUCCUCCUUGUUGCUAUCGACGGCGUGAGAGACUCCAGCGUCCAUGACGCAGUGACGGCCAGGAACAUGCUGCAUAUGAUCCUGGAGGUUCCCGGCCUAGGCUUGGUGAGGGUGUCAGAGGCUGUGAGGAGCAUUCAUAACCACCUGGACUCCAUCAGCGAGCCACUUGCCCGGCAGGAGCUGCUCAGGGCCCUUCUCCUGCUGGGCUCCCAGUUCAGCGAGGAGGUGGUCGGAACCCUGCUGGGCUGCUCACUGUCAUGUGACAGUGUUGCUGCGGAGAUGUGGAAGAUACUGACAUCCCAGCCCAAGAGCACAGAAAAGAUCCUUAGGGAGCUGGUCAGCAGGCUGCAGGGGCAGGCUCCGCGACGGCAUCAGCUCUCUCAGAGACCGGCCGGCGUCGCCUCCUUGGCCCUGCAGGCCACAAGAGCCCUAUAUGUGAUCCUGCAGGAGCAGGCCUGCAGGCAGGAAGUGAAGGAGCUCUUCCCUCAGCUCUACGUCGCGCUGCUCUUCCACGUCACCCACACAGUGCAGCACACUGCUUCGCAGGAGAGGGAGCAUAACCAGGAGGACACGGCCGCACCCCUCAGCCCCGUUAGGUUCGCGGUGAAGGCCAUGGAAGCUUUGCUUCUAUGCGCUGGCUACAAGGAGCAGGUCACCUUCAUGAUGAAGCAUGGCCGCUGGGACCUGCUCAUGAGCUCCGACACGCACCACAAAGGUGUCUGCCUGCUUGCCCGGGCCAUGGUUUCGCUCAAUUUCCAGGAGCGAAACUGGAUUUUCCACCAUCUCAUGGCCAUCCUCAACGAUCGGGACGAUAGGCGGUACGUCCCGGCCGUGGCGCUCUUCAUUCAGCUCCUCAAGUGCCCUGACCUUGGCAGCGAGCUGGAAGACGCCAUCGUGGAGGAGAUGAGCAGGCUGCUGAGAGACCCCAAGAUCGUGGUGCGCUGGUUGGCGCUCAAAGGCCUCCUCAAUCUGGCCCUUCGCCCAGAGAAGGUGGGGAAACUCCAGCAUCUGCUGCCAGAUGUCCUGGAGCGACUCCAGGAGGCAGACAGAGACCUCAUCCGCAAGGCCAUCGCCGUGCUGAAACACCUCCUCGCCGGCAUGGACAGGCAGAGCGCCAGCCACGCGGCUGUGCAAGUGGCUGCGCAACUCCUGCCGUUGUUUCAUGAUGUAAGGCCUGGCAGCUCACAGGCGAUCCCAUCAAACUGCGGACAUGUGACCAGCAAGCUCCAGGUGCUCUCCAUCACCCUUUUUAAAGACCUGCUGGAGCUUGUAAGGGGGCCCAACCGGAGGCAGAUGAAGGAGCAUGUGCUCCAGAGCCUGGUCCCACUGCUCCUCCUUGUGCAUGAUGAGCGUCCCAACGUGUCCCAGGUGUGUUGGGACACCCUCAGCAGUGCCGCCCAAUUCCUGAGGUGGCACCAGCUCAGUGGCCUCAUCCAGCACAAGGAAACCUGGCGAAGCUGUGACUGCCUGGUGAUCCACUACAAGGAGAGAGCUGAUGACUUCCUGGGCCAGACCAUGGCCUUCCUGCAGAACCCACAGACUCCAGUUAGGGAAGCAGCCAUCAGGUUCCUAGACCUCAAAGGCUUGCAGCAGGACAGCAAGUCCUCAGUCCGAUGCCUGGCUUCUCAGACCAUCUGCAUCCUGGAGGCCUUCAAGAACCAGCCUCCAGCCUGCUGCAGCCUAUGGACAUUGGUCCAUAGGAUAAGAACAAUGUGCACUGCGGAGAGCCAGCUCAUUGAAGCUGCCCAGCUGCCCUAGCUCUGGGAAAAGCCAGCCUCCCUUCUCUGGGGGCUUGGUGCAUCAGAGCCCACCUGGAGCAAGGUGGAACACAUGGCUUCUUCCCAAUUGGCCGCCUGCCCUGCCCAGCCAUGUGAGUAGUUAACUGCUCGAUAGCUUUCAUCAUCAUGUACUUGCACCGUGUUGCAUUUACGUCCUGCCCUCCGUCCCCAUUUCCAGUCGUGUACGUUUUUGAUGCCGUCGGCCAUUUUGAAAAUUUAUUUUGUAUUAUUUUUCAGUGUUUGGCUGGGGGAAGGUUGUGUGCUUGUGUUUUGACAUAUUUAGAGAAAAAGUACUAAUGAGUAGAAUGAGAGGCUGUAAAGGGUUUGCAGUCCCCCCCCCCCCCCAGGCCCCACCGUCCGUCCAUCUGGGUGGGAGACCACACCCCUUGCUAUGAUACUUCCGGGUACGUUGGU
Messenger RNA from Mauremys reevesii (Reeves's turtle), 2386 nucleotides. Its product is annotated as maestro heat-like repeat-containing protein family member 7. Bases 39 to 1952 code for a protein of 637 amino acids. The record is from RefSeq and is a predicted model, not a curated record. Lineage: Eukaryota; Metazoa; Chordata; Testudines; Geoemydidae. The transcript has 14 exons. Gene Ontology annotation, cellular component: cytoplasm.